AUGUCCCAUUCGGUCAGCAUGAAGCCUGAGAACAUCGACCCAGCUCGUACGAGACGUCUCGCAAAGACCUUUAAAGACAUCGUCGCGGGGCACCGUACCGUCUCAACUGCCACCGACGCUCGCCUCUACCUGGAAGCUGUGAGGGCUCAGCCGGACCCAUCGGCUUGCAUCGAGACCAUUGUGGCCAGCGAGCACGGCAUUCGUGGUAUAAGCACAAGCGUCCGAACCGAUCCCUCACCCGUGUUUCUGACUGCCCAUGUCGUCCCCUUCUUGGAAUACCUGGCAGAUCCGGGCAUCAGAGCCAUCCACGAGGGCAGUCUUCUACGCCAAAUGCUUUUGGCGAUUGUGAACCCCCCGAUUGCCUGGAACUCUCUCCUGACGCUAUGGCUUGAUGACACGCUUCAGGACGGAAAUGCCGAGGUCUUUGCCUGGCUGUCUCUCGAAAUUGUCACUCUGCCUGGGCAGGAACUCGUCUCCAUUGUCGAAAGCUUGGUCGCCGCCGUGGAGAAACGCUCAUUCCUCCAUGACACCAACCCCAAAGUCCGCGAGCUUGGAUAUCGGAUCCAAAGGGCUCUCAAAAUCAACUCUGCCGUCGAGUCAGGACCCAUCGGGGAGGCGCCGGGCGGCCGGCAUGACAACGACUGCGCAAAUUUCAGAGAUAUCUCCGUCUAUCCGACAAGCGACGAGUUUGCCUCUUCCCUCCGACCUUUUCUAAGGCUUGCAAGCGUUGUUGCUCAAGCCGAACCCGCAACUCGGCCACAAAUACACCUCGACAACCAAUAUCGCCUUCUGAGGGAGGACAUGUUGGCCGAGCUCAAAGAAGACAUACAUGCUGUGAUGGGCAAGACGAAAGGCAGGAGACGUCCACAAGUCUUUGGCAUGCUUCAGCCUAUCAACAUCGACACUGGAACCGAGAGGCGAGCCCAAAAAAGUACACUCCUCAUCAAAUGCGGCCUAGGACUUGAGAUGCUGGAUAAGAUGGAUUCACAAAAGCGAAAGAAGCUGCUCAACGACGACAAGAAGAUCCUAGGUCAUCAAAGUUUUGGUGCUCUAUGUAAUGAAAAGGAGAUCAUCGGCUUCGCCUUCACUGUACGUGACGUCGACCAACUUGCAGAGAAGGUACUUGGUCUACAGUUCGCUGGCAACGACACGCUGUCGAAAGCUCUGUCAGCCUUCCGAAACCCUCAAAACCUUCGAAACUCCCGGAUCCUCAUCAUCACCUAUACCAACCACGCUCUGGACCAGUUUCUGGAAGACCUCACUAAUGUUGCCGGAGUAUCGCAGGAGAAAAUGAUCCGUCUCGGUGGGAAGUAUACUGCAGCGACUGAGCCAAUCCGAUUCGACUCCCUCUAUCGCAAUAGCAAGCAUUACUUGAGCAAUCAUUGCCGCGAUAAGAUCAGAGGGCUGCAAGAAGAGGCUAUGAGCCUUCGAGCGGAAAUCGAGCAAGCCUGCCGAAGCAUUGGGCGCAAUGCUAUUUCUGCUGAUGACGUGCUCUCUUAUCUCGAAUUCUCGGAACAAUACCAACCACACUACGACGCAUUCCUCAUGAUGGAGCGUGAUGACGGCUUCGUCACGGCUAACCAUCAAGGCAAGGCCGUUUCUAGAGACUAUCUCCUCCGACGGUGGAGCACAGGGGCUCAAGCUCCAGAGCCGAGAUCGGCAGAAAAGAUCGAGAACCCUCAGACACUCACCGACCAAUUCGACGAUAUUCAGAGACAAGUGGAUUAUCUCUUUGCCGAGGCAAAGCGUAAUUUCAUCAAGACGAAGCGCAUCGUAGGCUGUACGACAACUGCAGCUUCUAUGCACUCAUCUCUGAUUUCGGCGUUUGCCCCUGAUGUUGUCAUGGUCGAAGAGGCCGGAGAGAUUCUCGAGGCACAUAUCCUUGCGGCUCUCCAGCCUUGCGUUCAGCAACUCAUCCUGAUUGGGGAUCAUAAACAGCUGCGGCCCAAGGUUAACAACUACACUCUCACUGUUGAGCACGGUGGCGGUUUUGAUCUCAACCGCUCUUUGUUCGAGCGACUCAUUCUACAGGGCCAUCGGCACACUACUCUCUGCAAACAGCAUCGCAUGCACCCUGACAUCUCGCAGCUUGUACGACAGAUGACGUACCCAGAGCUGCUUGACGGAGACAAGACGAGUGAGCAUCCUAUCAUCCGAGGUCUCUUGGGUCGAGUUAUGUUUAUCAAUCACGACAAGCCCGAGCUUGACGGAGCUGGUGCCUACUCUCAAACCGAUGUGGACUAUCGUGCAAGCAAACAAAAUCCGUUCGAAGCAAAGCUGGUUCUUAAGUUGGUCAAGUACCUGGGCCAACAGGGGUAUGGAAAUUCACACCUGGUUGUGCUCACUCCCUACCUCGGCCAGCUAUGCCUUCUUCGCGACGAACUGAGCAAGGAGAACGACCCACUGCUGAACGAUAUGGACUCUGCUGAGCUCAUCAGAGCUGGUUUGAUGACGACCGCGGCGAGCUUGGUUGCGAAGACGAAAAUCAGGCUCUCUACCAUUGGCAAAACAACUGUGGCCAGGAUCUACGCUAAAUUCCUUACCUCGCUGGCAAUCAUUGCAGGCAGUGAAUUCGAAGAAACCACAGGCUCGAAGCUGGCUUCCAUGGGUGUGACUGGUUGCCAGACUCUGAUUGAAAAGGUUCUUGAAAACGGAGGUGGCGUCAUCUUCAUUGAUGAAGCGUACCAGCUGUCUUCAGGCAACAGCCCAGGAGGUCGCGCUGUUCUCGACUUCCUCCUCGCCGAGGUCGAGAAUCUUACAGGAAUGAUUGUUUUUGUCCUUGCUGGCUACACCAAGCAGAUGGAGACUUUUUUUGCGCAUAAUCCUGGCUUCCCUAGUCGAUUCCCGCUGGAGAUGAAGUUCGAAGACUACGAUGACAAAGAACUCUUGAGAAUAUUGGAGCGUCAAAUCAGUAAGAAGUUUGGCGGACGAAUGACAGUCGAAGACGGCCUGCAAGGGCUGUUCUGCCGGAUCGUUGCCCGCCGACUCGGGAUGGGCCGUGGUACGGAGGGGUUCGGCAAUGCUAGAGCUGUCGAAAACGCGUUCUCCAGGAUUUGCAUGCGACAAGCCGACCGUUUGCUGAGCGAGAGACGCAAGGGACUGCGACCAGAUGACCUUAAAUUGAGUAAGGAAGACCUCAUUGGGCCACAGCCGACCAAUGCGCUUGAGAACUCUACAGCAUGGGGGAAACUGCAAGGUCUGGUUGGCCUUUCUUCGGUCAAAGAGUCUGUACAAAUGCUUUUGGACACCAUCCAGGCGAACUAUCAACGUGAAAUGGCUGAAGAGCCUGUAAUACAGUUCUCGCUCAACCGCGUCUUCUUGGGCAGCCCAGGCACAGGGAAGACCACGGUGGCGAAGAUUUAUGGUCAAAUUCUAGUCGACCUGGGGCUGCUCUCCAGUGGAGAGGUUAUUGUCAAAAACCCCUCGGACUUCGUCGGUGCUGUCAUGGGCCAGUCGGAGCAGCAGACUCGAGGUAUCCUCGCAGCCACGGUUGGCAAAGUCCUCGUCAUCGACGAAGCAUACGGUCUCUACGGCGGAGGUGGUACGCAAGGUAGGGGAGCUACAGACCCUUACAGGACUGCCGUCAUCGAUACCAUUGUAGCUGAGGUCCAGAGCACCCCUGGUGACGAUAGAUGUGUCUUACUCCUCGGAUACAAGGAUCCACUGGAGGAAAUGUUCCAAAACGUCAACCCUGGCCUCAGCAGACGCUUCCCGCUGGCGUCUGCCUUUGUGUUCGAAGAUUUUGACAAUGACGAUCUUCGAAAGAUCCUAGAUCUUAAGUUGAAGCAACAAGGGUUCAAGGCCACGGACCAAGCAAAAACUGUCGCCAUCGAGGUGCUGGACCGGGCCCGCAACCGACCCAAUUUUGGCAACGCUGGCGAGAUUGACAUACUGCUUGACCAAGCCAAAGGGAGCCACCAGAAGCGAUUGUCUCUCGGCCAAACAAAGCACAGAGUGACUCUUGGAGCUGUCGACUUUGAUGCGGGCUUCGAGCGCAUGCAACGUAGUCAGACAAACAUCCCAAUGCUGUUUGAGGGCACUGUGGGCUGCGAGAAGAUUGUCGCAAUCCUACAAGGCUAUCAAGACAUCGUUCAUGUCCUCGAUUGCUCUGCCACGGAUUUAAUCGGACAGUAUGUUGGGCAGACAGGGCCCAAAGUGCAGCAGCUCCUUGACAAAGCUCUGGGGCGCGUCCUUCUGAUUGACGAAGCCUAUCGUCUGGCAGAUGGCCAAUUUGCAAAAGAAGCUCUCGACGAGUUGGUCGAUGCCGUCACCAAAGACAAGUAUGAAGGAAGGCUAGUAAUAAUUCUGGCCGGCUACGAGAACGAUAUCAACCGCUUGAUGAGCGUCAACCCUGGUAUGACAAGCCGCUUCCCUGAAACCAUUGACUUUUAUAGCCUCGACCCAGGCAGUUGCCUUGAGCUAUUGACGAGAACGCUUCAAAAGCAGAAGCAAAGGCUGAAGGGAACCAAGGGUGAUCUCAAUCUCGGCUGCUUCGAGCGACCGUCAAGGCGGUUUGAAGUGGAUGUCCUGCGCUUGUUUGACGGUCUGUCAAAGCAAACAUCCUGGGCGAGCGCACGCGACAUCGAGACCCUUGCCAAGGCUGUUUUCAAUGUUGGCCUCCGGGGUCUCAAAGAAGGCGGCGGUCACUGUAUCCUAGUCUCAGAGGAUGUCGUUCUCGGCCAGCUGCAGAAGAUGCUGCACGAACGUCACAGCCGUGAAAAGCGAGUGUCCCAUCAACUCACCACAGGAUUAGCAGAUCUCUCUCUCCUUUCUCCACCAAUCGCGGAGCCGACGUUGAUGCACCAGCAUGAAGAAAGGACAACGGAGACAUCGCAACAGGGCGCCAAGGAGGACGACUUGACCCCUCCUUCGAGCCCAGAGCCCAACCUUCGCUUCCAGAAUGACAGCAUUCGCGAUGCUGGCGUGAGCGAUGAAGUUUGGGAGCAGCUGCAGAAGGAUGCUCAGGCGGAGGGCGACCAGGAAGAACAGUACCAGUCGAUGCUCGAGGCGAAGAAAACUGCAGAUGAAGGAGAAUUGGACCGCAUCAUGGGCCCACGCGAGACAAUGGCCACCAACGCGAAAUGGCACGAGCUGCCUAACAAUACCAACCCCAUCUGGUACAAGGAUGCAGGCCUACGUCGCAACGUAGCCUUUGGUUUGGGACUUUGUCUCGUUAUUGCCACGAAUGCCAUGCCCUCUUGGCAGAAAUACUUCAAUCGGCCAACUGGUGCCCUGCUUGGUAUCUACGCUGCAUCGUUCUUUUUGCCAUCAAUUUUCACUUCAUUCAUUGGUGAUUAUCUCUCCACCAAACUGGGCCGACGCUGGUGCAUCCUUAUUUCUACGGUUGUUUUGAUCAUUGGGGCUCUUGUCAACACAUUUGCCAAUUCAAUUGGCAUGUGGUGCGGCGGUGAGAUCUUCUCCUGUAUGACCCCCUUGUUCACAUCGAUACUGAUUGUUCAGGCCGUGCGAUUAUGGGAGCCGGUGUCGGAAUGA
Messenger RNA from Verticillium nonalfalfae, 5493 nucleotides. RefSeq lists its product as uncharacterized. The transcript has 10 exons. NCBI's taxonomy places the organism in Eukaryota, Fungi, Ascomycota, Sordariomycetes, Glomerellales, Plectosphaerellaceae. Gene Ontology annotation, biological process: transmembrane transport. The coding region runs from base 1 to 5493 and encodes 1830 amino acids. Gene Ontology annotation, molecular function: transmembrane transporter activity; ATP binding; ATP hydrolysis activity. The record is from RefSeq and is a predicted model, not a curated record. Gene Ontology annotation, cellular component: membrane.